This is a messenger RNA of Paramacrobiotus metropolitanus, 1927 nucleotides long. Its product is annotated as zinc finger-containing ubiquitin peptidase 1-like. The record is from RefSeq and is a predicted model, not a curated record. The coding region runs from base 329 to 1693 and encodes 454 amino acids. The transcript has 2 exons. NCBI's taxonomy places the organism in Eukaryota, Metazoa, Tardigrada, Eutardigrada, Parachela, Macrobiotidae.
AAAUAAUCGUAAGUACUGUAUCAUGUUUUGAAAUUUGAACCACGCUACUCAGUUCUACGGUAACACAGUAACGAGAUCGCUUUAUAUGCUUCCGUUGACCAUUGUUAAUACGUAAUUUACUAUGGUUUAUGUAAUUUCUCGUAACUAUUACUACGAGUAUACAUGAAUUUGUAUUGUCGACUGUUUUCUUAACUCUUCCUGGUGCCACAACGCGAGAUAAAUCGUAUCCAUUAAUUAGAAUUCCCGGCGAGAUGAAUAUCUCAGGCCGCAUCGGAAAACAUACUUUGGAGUUUUUUUAAAGGAUUUACGAAUCUUCACCAAAAUCAGAAUGUCUUCGUCCGAUAGCAUUGGGGUUCUGCGAAGGUAUCCCACGCGGAAUCCCAACAGAGAGCAGGAUAUUGAUGCCUCCAUGCGCAAAGAACUGACCGACAGCCUGUACAAAGCUCUCAUCGAUCCUGAGCAGAGUGACAGUGAAAAUUCCAUGGACUGGACCAGCAGUGAUCCCAGAAAUCCAGUGGACAUUCUUCGCGCCAUUGCUCCCGUGUUGACCGACCGCAUACUGGAGGGUUUCACCUAUGACGAAAAAGUCCCCGUGGGCGAUGGAUAUGCUUCGAAAUUUCUUGCAUCACUGCAAUCUCUGGUUGAUGAGAGUAAAGAGGCAGAAUACGUAAUCAAUGCUGUGCUGGAAGCGCUGACGCAGUGGAAUAAGGAAAAUUCGGAAUACCAAAAGCGUGACGGUUUGGUGCUGGAGCAUGUGAGGGAAACCGUGGAGCGAGCCAAAGAAAUGCCUAUCUUGCUGCUCUGUAAUUACGUGGAAUUUUAUGGCAAAGAUCUGGGGGAUUGUGGCUGGGGAUGUGGCUACCGAAAUGCACAGAUGCUGAUCUCGUCUCUUUUAAAAUGGCCGGCGGUGCAAUCGCGCCUAAUGGAGGAGUUGGGUGGCAACUACAUUCCCAGCAUUCGUCACCUGCAGUUUCUCAUCCACCAGGCAUGGGAACGAGGAUUUGACUUCUUCGCCGCGACGGAACUGGAGCACAACGUCGUGGAGACAUCGAAAUGGAUUGGUACUACAGAAAUCCAGGCACUCUUCCACUCCAUGCGCAUUGACUGCGUGAUCCGGGACUUUGGCAGUGUGAUCGGCGCGACGGAUGUGCAGGAUCAGUUGUUCACCUUCGUGCAAGAAUAUUUCGCCACCGAAGCCACGAAGGGUUUCGUUGCUCCAAUGUACAUACAGUAUUCGGGACAUAGUCGCACCAUUAUCGGGUUGGAAGUGACCGGAUGUGAGACUGACAAAAAAAAGCCCAGAGAGAAGCCGAAAGCCAAGAAAGACGGCGACCGGGCGGCCGCCGAUAACUGUUUGUAUAAUACGGAUAAGCUUGGGCUGUUGAUCUUAGAUCCUGGCAAGACGCCGGCGGAACUGGCGGUUCGUGGCGCAUCCGCCACUCGACAAUGGUACAAGACUAAUAUCUUUCAUCCUAUUAAGUCUUUCAAAGAAGAGACAUACCAGAUAUUGUACUUCACGGGCAAAAUUCUCUCGGAUUAUGAAUACGAACUGAUGAAGCGACCAGGUGAAGGGCAUCAAUCUAGCCGUCAAGGCCAGCAGCACAGUGGGCCUACGCCAUCCUCCUCUUCCAGCCGCACUGAAAAGCAUGAAAUGCUGAACUUCCGGGAGCGGAAUCGAUCGGUUGAACUUUAGUCGAAUGAUAUUGGUUGUGUCAGCGGCGUAAAUGUUCGCGAUAUAUCGCGAGUCGCAGAGAGUAGAAAUAUCGCCUUCCUCUGUUAUAGUUUAUGCCAUUAUGGCUCUUUCUCAUUCAUAAUUUUUUUGUUUUGUAUUGUACUUUUAUUGCAGUGAAGCCUCUUUCUGGUAUGGGCGUUCUUUCGUACUUAAGUUUCGAAGAAAGAGUUGUCUGAACUAAUGACACUUUUUUCA